AUGUUCACCAAGAAGAGCCUCUUCGCGUUCGUCAGCUGCCUGGCCGUCGCCGCAGCUGAGACUUCCACCGUCGAGUACCCUACUGCCGCUGAGAUCGCCGCUGCUAAGGCCUCGGUCCUGCCUUACUCGCCCGUCUCCAAUGUCAAGGGUCUUGCUUUCGACCGUUUCGUCGAUAUCUGGAUUGAGAACACUGACUUUGCCACUUCUGCCUCGGACAAGAACUUCGAGGCCCUCGCCAAGGAGGGUAUCCUCUUGACCAACUACUUCGCUGUCACUCACCCCUCCGAGCCUAACUACUGCGCCUCCGCUGGUGGUGAUGACUUCGGCAUGGACAACGAUGACUGGCAUCAGAUCCCCGCCAACGUCUCCACCAUUGCCGACCUGUUCGACACCAAGGGCGUUGCCUGGGGCGAGUACCAGGAGGGUCUGCCCUACGCUGGAUACCAAGGCUUCCGCUACCCGGAAUCCGGCGCCAACGACUACGUCCGCAAGCACAACCCGCUCAUCCUCUUCGACUCAGUCACCAACGACGCCGUGCGCCCCCGCCAAAUCAAAAACUUCACCACCUUCUACGAAGACCUCGAGCACCACCGCCUGCCCCAGCACAUGUUCAUCACCCCGAACAUGACCAACGACGCCCACGACACCAACAUCACUUUUGCCGGGGAGUGGCUCAACCGCUUCAUGACCCCCCUCCUCAAGAACGACUACUUCACCAAGGACACCCUCAUCCUGGUCACCUUCGACGAAACCGCCUCCUACAAGCAGGAGAACCGCGUCUACAGCAUUCUCCUCGGCGGCGCUGUCCCUAAGCACCUCCGCGGUACUACCGAUGACACUUUCUACACGCAUUACUCUGUUAUCGCCUCUCUGAGCGCGAACUGGGGUCUUCCUUCUCUGGGACGUUGGGAUUGUGGUGCUAACCUGCUUAACCUUGUUGCGGAGAAGACGGGUUAUGUUAACUGGAAGGUUGAUUUGGCGACUAUUGCGGCUAAGGAUUACUUUAACCAGACUGCCCCUGGUCCCCUGUCGGAUGGUGUUUACUCCAAGUUUACUUCGCAGUGGCCGGCUCCUACUGUGAACGAGCGUUGCUCGGCUGGUCAUGGUAUUCUUGAGACGGUGAAGAAGACUUGGGCUGGUCACAAGGCUACUUAUAACUACACCAGCCCUGUGCCUUACAGUGCUCCCGCUGGUAUUAACGUUGGUGUUAAGUACAGCCGUACUCUGAAAAACGGCAAGAAGGAGAGCGGCAUCACCAACUAA
Penicillium subrubescens is the source of this 1263-nucleotide messenger RNA. RefSeq names its product putative acid phosphatase. Bases 1 to 1263 code for a protein of 420 amino acids. Gene Ontology annotation, molecular function: hydrolase activity, acting on ester bonds. The record is from RefSeq and is a predicted model, not a curated record. Gene Ontology annotation, biological process: phospholipid catabolic process. Lineage: Eukaryota; Fungi; Ascomycota; Eurotiomycetes; Eurotiales; Aspergillaceae. The transcript is spliced from 4 exons.